UUGUAUUUGCAGAUAGUUCAGUAGUUCAGAAUUUAGUCUAUGCAUUAUAUAAUAUAAAAAAGUUAUCUUCAAAAAAUGAUGAAGAUGAAGAUUUUUUUAAUUUCUUUAUGUCUUAUGGCAAUAACCCCAAUAUCUGAUGCCAUCACUGUUAUGUCUAUUGACCUCAGUAGCGAGUGGAUGAAAAUUGCAAUUGUAAAACCAGGAGUGCCAAUGGAGAUUGUUCUUAACAAUAAUUUUCAGAGAAACAAAGCGAAAAACUGAAGUUGCAGUUUCAAUGAAAGAUGGUGUGAGGUUGUUUGGGAGUCCUGCUGUAACUCAGGGUGUCAGGUUUCCAAAAUCAACAUAUUUUUACCUUACUGAUUUGCUGGCAAAGAAAAUGGACAAUCCACUUGUUCAACGUUAUAAAGAAAGAUUUCCAUAUUAUGAUUUGAUUGAAGAUCCUUCCACUGGAUACGUGCAAUUCAUGCAUGAUGAAGAAAAGAAGAUUAUAUAUUCACCUGAAGAAUUAGUUGCCAUGAUAUUUAAUUAUUCAAGAUCAUUAGCAGAAGACUUUGCUCAGCAAGCAGUUGAUUCGUGUAUGAUCACAGUGCCAUCAUAUUUUAAUCAAGCUGAACGCAUGAUGGUGCUUUAUGCAGCAAAACUUGCUGGGUUACCAGGACCUCAAUUAAUGGAUGAUAAUACUGCAAGUGCAUUGAAUUAUGGAGUUUUCAGGAGAAAUAACAUCAAUGCCACAGCAUCUUAUGUAAUGUUCUAUGACAUGGGAGCUACUAGCACCACUGCUACUAUUGUUUCAUAUCAAGUGGUUAAAGUGAAUGGAAUUGCUGAUCCACAACUGGCUGUAAAAGGUGUUGGAUUUGACAGAACUCUAGGAUCUUUUGAUAUGGAAUUUCGAAUAAGAGAACAUUUAGUUAAGCUUUUUAAUAAAAAUAAAAAGACCAAAAGCGAUGUAACAAAAAAUCUUCGUUCAAUGGCGAAACUUUUAAAAGAGGCAGGAAGAUUGAAAAAAGUUCUGAGUGCUAAUGUUGAACAUCAUGCAAGGGUUGAAUCUUUGAUUGAUGAUGAAGAUUUUCAUUCCAAAGUAACAAGAGAAGAAUUUGAGAAUUUAUGUUCCGAUAUGUGGCCCCGUGUUGCGGUACCAAUUAGAACAGCACUUAAAUCAGCUGGUCUUACAAUAGAUAUGAUCAGUAAAGUUGUUCUGGUUGGUGGAGGCACAAGAGUUCCUAAAGUUCAAGAGAUUUUACUCAAAGAAACAGGAAAAGAAUCUCUUGGAAAAAGUCUGAAUACAGAUGAAGCACCAGCUUUGGGGGCAUCUUAUGAAGCUGCGGCUCGAUCAAAUGGUUUCCGUGUCAAAACAUUUCAUAUAAAAUCUGGAGCUGUAUAUCCUAUUGAUAUUGAAUUUGACAGAACAACAACUCUUGAAGAUGGUUCAGAGACAACCAAACAUGUUCGAAAGACAUUGUUUCAAAGAAAUAAUCCAUAUCCUCAAAGAAAAGUCAUUACAUUCAACAGGUUCUAUUCUGACUUUGGAUUUGAUGUUAAUUAUGGAGAUUUAAAAUUUUUAUCGGAGGAACAAUCAAAAUUGUUUGGAACAAAAAAUAUUUCAUCAGUCAAAUUGGAAGGUGUGCGAGCAGCUCAUGAGUUAUAUGGUGGAAAUAAUGCAACUGAAUCAAAAGGUGUCAAAGCUCAUUUCAGAAUGGAUGAAAAUGGAAUCUUGAAUUUGGAAGAGGUUGAGUCUUUGUAUGAAUCUAAUACCACAUCAGCAGAAGUCGAUAACACCACUGAAGAAGAUGCCUCAGCUUUUCAAAAAUUGAAGGACAGCUUUUCAAGCCUUUUUGGUGGUGAUGCAGAAGGUUCACCCACAGACAAAGAAGAAACUGGUGAUGAAGAUAAAAAAGAAAGCAAGGAACAGGAAAAGAAUGAGGAAAAAACAACUGAAACUAAUGAUCCGUCCAGCAAAGGUGAAUUUGCUAAUGAAGAUGGUAAAACAGAUACAAAAGAAUCAGAUGACAAAAAUUCAAAGGAGUCUAACGAUAAAUCUGAAAGUGAAGAAAUGAAAAAAAAAGAAACUGAGGAAGCAAAAUCGACAUUUGAAAAUACCACCGAAGAGAAAGCAUCCAAUACAACGAAAAAUGGAACUGAAACUUCAAAAAAAGUUAAAAAAGUGAAAAUAUCUGCUCCUGUUGAAAAAACUAUUUCAAGAAAUGAUUUCAAAGGUCAUUCAUCAGAUGUUUUUGAUGCAUCUAAGGAAAAAUUGAAUGAAUUGUCAGCGACUGAUGCUUUGAAAGCUGCAAGAGAAGAAGCUAUGAAUGGUUUAGAAUCGUAUAUCUAUGAUAAAAGAGAUAAGUUGUAUCAGGAACAAUACGAGAAAGCAUUAACAUCAACGGAGCAGGAAGAAAUAACAAAAGCACUCACUGAAGCUUCUGAUUGGCUGUUUGAUUUGGAAGGAGAUGUUGCUCCCGAGGUAUACAAAGAAAAAUUGAAGGAGCUUCGACAAUUGGCUAGGCCGUGGUUGUUAAGAGUAAAGGAAAGAGAAGAAUUUCCUUCAUUGUUGAAGGAUAUGGAAACAAUGUUCAACUACACAACUCAUUUUGUGUCUGCUAUUGAUGCAUUACCAGAAGAUGAUCAGAUAUAUACAGAGGUCGAAAUUAAAUUAAUUAAGAAGACAUUAAAUGACACCAUUACAUGGAAGAAUGAAACUCUGGCCCUACAGAAUGCAUUGGACCCAUCAAAAGAGAAUAUCAUGAAACCUGACGAUUUGAAAUCCAAAAUGGGAGAAUUGAAUCGAGAGGUUCAAUAUCUUCUCAAUAAAGCUAGAACUGCAAAACCGAAGAAGAAAACUGAGGAAACGAAAACAAAUUCAACAAAAGCAGGAGCAGAUAAAAACGCAAACACAACUGAUUCAACUAUCGAUAGUGAAGAUGUCAAGAAAUCCAGUAAUGAAACAAAAACAGAUGAGAAAUCUGAGACUGAAGAAGAACAAAAACAGACUAGCGAAAAAGUAUUAGAGAAUGAGAAAGAUAAACCUUUGAAAGAACAAGAAGAGGAAACUAAAGAAAAAGAAAAUAUUGAUGAACCCCAGCUGGAAAUUCCACCUAAUGAAGAUGCUUCAAAAUCAACCCCAAAAUCAACAGAAACCCAUGAAACAACAACAAAUGAAAGGGAAAUGAAAAAGGAAGAAUUAUAACAAAUUGAAUAUGAACUUCCAACAACUUAAUAUGAAUAGACAAUUUUUCUGCCUCUUUUCUAUUUGCUACAAAAAUGCAUAAACUUGCACAUUUCCAAAUAAAAUGCUAUCGUCACACAAUCAGACCAUCACCUAUAUUUAAUUUAUCAUAAAAUUAACAUAGAGGGGGAAAAAAUUCCCUGAUUUGCCAGCUGUUGUUUGUCACUUUCAAUCAUUUACUAUUUGUUAAUAAGUUUCUUAAUUUAUAAAAGUUCAUCAAAAUACCAAUUUGAACAAUUUUCUUUGACCUUUUGUCAAACUGGUUUACCAACCGAUCUAUCCCUUACAAUACUGAUUAAAUAUUCCAAACUUUUUAUAAUUCGAUCAUGUUUUGGAAGAACUGGAGAUUUAUCGUGGGUUUUUUUCGGUGCCAUUAAUAGCCUUCAAUAUUUAUAUUCUCAGUCCAGAUAAAUGUUACAUUAUCACUGUUAUAGUUUAGUACAAUUAAGCAAAAUUGUUGAUCCCAUAUUUUGAUUUGAAAAUUGUCUGAUGCAUGGCAUGCAUGAGAAUUGUGUUUUCAUUUCAGUUACUGCAUUUAGGUUAGAAUAUGGUUGUCAUAACUUCUUAACAUUGACGGAUUGUUGAUUUUCUAUUCAGUUACAAUAUUAAUCACAUUUUAAAUAUGAUCUUUAAAUCUGAAAGCUAAGGAUUCUUUAGGCCAAGUUCAUUAAAUAGUCGACGAGGUUUGACAAUUUAUAAUUUCUGGAUAUCUGAGAAAGAAUGAUGUUGAUAUUACUCUUACCCUCAAAUUGUCUGUUUCAUUUCGAAAAGAUUGAGAUUGUAAACAGCAUGAUAGUCGAUCAUGACCCUGUAUUCGGUUCCUCCAAUAUAGUGGUUCACCUGGAUGAGUGCUUUAAACUGACUGUGAAAACCAUAAAGAUAUUAAAUUAUUGCAUUGUGCUCUUUUGGAUGUAUGUUUAGUUCAAUGAAGAAAAAAAGAUUUUUUUUCCUUA
This is a messenger RNA of Styela clava, 4176 nucleotides long. The record is from RefSeq and is a predicted model, not a curated record. Lineage: Eukaryota; Metazoa; Chordata; Ascidiacea; Stolidobranchia; Styelidae.